AUGUGUGAACAAAUUAACAGUAUGGGGAAAAAGGUAGAUAAAAUGGUGUCUCGAGUAGACUCGUUGGUAAAGGAGCAGUUGCCUGUAGACUCGUUGGUAAAGAAGUUGCGUGGUCAAGACUGUGGCUGCACAAACAGUGGUGACGGAGACGCUGGGAAUUGGAGCGCCGUCUGUGUCUGUGUUGUGGGCAAGUCUUGUAGUUGUGACUUUCAAGACGAGAAACGUGACAACGAUUGCUGUGAUGAUCUCAACGAGAUGUACCGAAUCGAACGGAAAGUGACAAAUGAAGAAACUGAAGACUGUUACGUGCCUGAAGCGUUUGUUCCUGUUGUACCUGUUACCAGUACCUCAAUGAGCCGGACGGAGCAAGACAACGUUGGGUCUGCGUUCAAGCCUGUUGCUAUGGACCUUAAAGACCUCUGCCUAUCUGUCGGUGCUCACAAGAGAAAUUCGAAGCUUGACAACUGCAUCCAGAAGUUUAGCAUGAACUGUACGUGCGGCGCAUCACACAUAGAAUUUAAGAUGCUAAGAAAACCACCAACAGGGCAUAUGUACUUCUACCAUCAUCAUCGACAUUGGCAUAGAUGAAUGUCAAUCAAACCACUCUAAAUCUGAGCUGUCAAGAGGAAGACAUUUUCCACUUGAACCUGAAGAGACCUAUCUUCUGGACGUAAGACUGUUGUCUGAGGAUGACUGCGGUGCAUUGGACUUUGCUUGCAACGUGGCUGCAAGCGAACCUGCAGCUCCCUUCAGAGGCGUCUGUCGGGAAGGUCUGCUGAGACAGUGUGUCCGAUCAACGGCUGUGCUGAAGAAAACAGUGCUCGACCCUAUCUCUUUGUGUGGCAAACGGCCACGUCAUUAUCGCAACAACAGCCUGGUCAACUGGAGAAAGAGAAAGCGGCACUGGAGGAAAACAAUGCGGAUGGCUUCGUGGGCAACACGCUCCCUG
Messenger RNA from Biomphalaria glabrata, 949 nucleotides. RefSeq lists its product as uncharacterized. The transcript is spliced from 2 exons. The record is from RefSeq and is a predicted model, not a curated record. Lineage: Eukaryota; Metazoa; Mollusca; Gastropoda; Planorbidae. Bases 1 to 588 code for a protein of 195 amino acids.